Molecule: messenger RNA, 1420 nt
Organism: Saccostrea cuccullata (small rock oyster)
Lineage: Eukaryota; Metazoa; Mollusca; Bivalvia; Ostreida; Ostreidae
Product: E3 ubiquitin-protein ligase rnf213-alpha-like
Exons: 6
Coding region: 224-1420 (398 amino acids)
Molecular function (GO): ATP hydrolysis activity; ubiquitin-protein transferase activity
Source: RefSeq, a predicted model, not a curated record
UAACAACGAAAAGGCUGAAGCACUGAGUUCUACUUGUCAGACCUAUUUUACAAAAGCAGUCACUCUUUUUCAAGAAACAUUGAAGGAACUCUUGAAUGGAAAUAUAAGAAUAAAAGAUUUUCGAGAAGUUUUGAAAGCUGGUGAAAAGGUUAUCAGUAUCAAUCGCAUACUUACCACCCGUGGUUCCCCGACCGACUCAAAAGACAUACACAGGUGUUUGGAAAUGAGGCAAAAAGAAGUUGAUCGCAUCGAAAAAAUAAGAAAAGAUAUGCAGACUAUUGUGAAAAUAGGAGAAAUCUUACAAGUUGACACUAGAGACUUGCAGAAGCAUUUACGGAAAAUAUCGAGUAUUGAAGAGAAGAGGAUCGCCGAACUUUGCAUUCUACCAUCAGGAAGUCAGUCCCACCAGGAUCAAUAUAUACCUGUUAUAGUCGGCGAAGAAACAAUCCAAGGCAUGUUGGACAUCAUCCCAACUUUUCAAAGAUUGUCAGAAAACACAGUUUUCCUUCAAAUCUUGACUGAUGAGGAAAGCAAAGAAAUAAAGGACGAGUUUUCAAACAAAACGUGCGAAUUGAUCAUCAAAAAUGUUUGGCAAAACGCAGAAUCAAAAUGGAAAAGACUAUGCAAUGAAAUGAAAAGUGGAAAUAUCAAAUUUAAAACAUUUGAAAAAUAUUUCAAAGGUAUGAAUACGGAAGAAGUACGGACAGUUUUAAAGAUGAUGUCUGAUAAAGACGUUGGAUGGAUCGAUCAAAGAAUAAACCAGUAUCGUGACUUGAAAUUAAUGACACAGUGCUCCAAAGCAGCGAUUUUAAUUUUGAAGAUCGUCCAAGAAUAUGACUUAAAAGGAGAUUUCUCCCCAAUAAGAAGUCUCACUGAAAUGGGGCACAUUGGAGAAAAUAGUCUUAAAUCAAUAGAUAAAUCAAAGUUGGAAGUGUGUAAAGUUUUGCAUGGUAUAACCGAAGAAAAUGUUGAGUGCCUUCAAGCAUUUAUUGAAAGCAAACCAUUGAUAAAAUGGUUGAAUGAGAACUUGAAAGAGGACGAAUUAAAAGUGUUUGUUGACCUAGCCACCAUCGCUGCUGGUGAGGGAGAUAUAGAAGUAGCAAAGGUGAAGUGUCUUCAGUCUGCUACAGCGGGAUAUGCUCCACUGAUAUUUAUCUUGAAAAAACCAUGUGACUCCAAACUGUUUCUUGGAAAAUGCAAACAAGUAUGGAAGGAAUGCGAGACAGACAAGGCCCUGCCUAGAAAACUGAGAGAUACAUGUAAUCAUCUGGAAUGGAUUGAAAACGUUAAGUCAGCUACUGGAUCAGUAGAAGUGACUUCAUUGAAACUGGCUGAAAAUAUAAACCAACAUGGGUUUUACAUAAUUGGUGGAUUAAAAACAUUAUCCUCAAGGACAAAAUUGGUAUUUCAGACGAACUAG